Molecule: messenger RNA, 991 nt
Organism: Xenia sp. Carnegie-2017
Lineage: Eukaryota; Metazoa; Cnidaria; Anthozoa; Malacalcyonacea; Xeniidae
Product: EEF1A lysine methyltransferase 1-like
Biological process (GO): methylation
Molecular function (GO): protein-lysine N-methyltransferase activity; nucleic acid binding
Source: RefSeq, a predicted model, not a curated record
CAGACGAUUUUUCAAUUUAUCAUUUUGAAUGAUAAAUUUUAGUUGAAUGUGGUGAUUAAUGUUGUGAUGAGUGUUGUGUUGAUUGUGGUGCCAAUGUGGUGCCAAUUUCACAGUGGUGUUCAAACCAAUGUUCAAACACAGAAUAAGGAAUGUAACACUAUCUAUUCUGUUGUUCAAAUGCCAAACGUACUUUUCGAAGCAGACGAUGAGCGAAGUUUGUGCGAUAGAAAGUGUGCCAGAAGUCGACGAAGAUAUUCCAAGGUUAUCCUCAGAUACGCUUGCUAUUUUGAAUGAGUUCUACCGCGAACAAGAAGAAAAAAUGCAAACCGAGGAAAGUGGUGAUAUUUCAGAAAAUUGGCAAUUAAGUCAAUUUUGGUACGAUGAUCACACUGCUACAGUUUUAGCUCAAGAAGUUUUAGAGAUCAGUAAUGGAGGAAGAAUUGGUUGUUUAUGUGCUCCGACUUUGUUCAAGAAGCUACGAGAAGUGAAACCAAAAAAUUUUAAUGGUGAAAUUUGUCUAUUCGAAUACGACAAGCGUUUUGCUGUUUUUGGAGAUAAUUAUAUAUUCUACGACUACAAGGAUCCAUUAACGUUUCCAUCUUAUGUUCGAGAAAAUUCCUUCGACGUCAUUUUCGCCGACCCGCCAUUCCUUAACAAAGAAUGCAUGGAGAAAGUUUGCAAAAGUGUGAACUUUUUAAAGAAAGACAAAGUCAUCCUUUGCACAGGUGUACAGAUGCAAGACACCGUGUGGAACCUUUUUGAAGCAAAACCCUCUCUGUUCGUUCCUCGGCACGAGAAAAAUCUCAUGAACGCUUUUCGAUGUUUUACAAACUAUGAAAGUAGAUUGAACUCCGUGAUUUUUUAACUUAUGCUCACAGCUAAAGAUACAAGGCGAGGUAAAACGAAAGGACAUUCUAUGCCAUUAAACGUGUUAUUACUUAAGAUCACAGUGUAAAGAAUAAACAUUAGCAUCACUUCGCUGCGCUACUUA